Molecule: messenger RNA, 410 nt
Organism: Thermothelomyces thermophilus ATCC 42464
Lineage: Eukaryota; Fungi; Ascomycota; Sordariomycetes; Sordariales; Chaetomiaceae
Exons: 1
Coding region: 95-304 (69 amino acids)
Source: RefSeq, a predicted model, not a curated record
GCCGGACCGCAACUCACAUCUCCUUGGCCCCUUCCUCCUACUAUUAUAAUACGACGGUCCAAUCUAAACUGGAGAACAUCUAAAGAAGAGGAAGAUGCUCGACAUUAGCCUCUUCGGCCUCCUCGCACAACAAAGCGAGGACCAGCUCCUCAACAACAUCUGGAUCGGCCUGCUGAGCGUCGAGGCCCUCAUGGUGCUGGGCGUCGCCCUGCGCGGGCUGCUUGGGGCCGUGGCGUCGUCGCGGCUCGCCGGUCGCCGGCGGAGUCACGACUCGGACUUCUUCCACCCUGGCUGCUCCCAGUAGGUGGGUUGGUACUCUCUAGGUGGUGAUCAUCUGCGGAGGACCCCGUUAUAAAAGGGGAAUUAAAAACACGAGAAGGUUUGGAGUGGAGGGAUUCUCACGAGUCGAC